Castor canadensis (American beaver) is the source of this 2726-nucleotide messenger RNA. It is a transcript of the gene Flot2, whose product is annotated as flotillin 2. Gene Ontology annotation, molecular function: protease binding. Gene Ontology annotation, biological process: regulation of myoblast differentiation; protein localization to plasma membrane. Gene Ontology annotation, cellular component: plasma membrane; flotillin complex; cytoplasmic vesicle. The record is from RefSeq and is a predicted model, not a curated record. NCBI's taxonomy places the organism in Eukaryota, Metazoa, Chordata, Mammalia, Rodentia, Castoridae.
CUGCCUCUCUCAACAUGCCGGCCCCGCCCUCCGCCGCCACACUUCCGGCGGGGCUGCGACCACAGAGGGGCGCGGGCGGGCGGCGCCGCUGGGGGUGGCGAGAUAGGCUGGGCGCGGCCGACGCUGCGGACCCGCUGCUGCUGCCCAGGUCCGUGCGGCCGAGGGCCUUCCGUCCCGUCGGCGCCAUGGGCAAUUGCCACACGGUGGGGCCCAACGAGGCGCUGGUGGUUUCAGGGGGCUGUUGUGGUUCCGACUAUAAACAGUACGUGUUUGGCGGCUGGGCCUGGGCCUGGUGGUGUAUCUCCGACACUCAGAGGAUUUCCCUAGAGAUUAUGACGUUGCAGCCCCGCUGCGAGGACGUAGAGACGGCCGAGGGGGUAGCUUUAACUGUGACGGGUGUCGCCCAGGUGAAGAUAAUGACGGAGAAGGAGCUCCUGGCUGUGGCCUGUGAGCAGUUCCUGGGCAAGAAUGUGCAAGACAUCAAGAAUGUCGUCCUACAGACCCUAGAGGGGCAUCUGCGCUCCAUCCUUGGGACCCUGACUGUGGAGCAGAUUUAUCAGGACCGAGACCAGUUUGCCAAGCUGGUGCGGGAAGUGGCAGCCCCUGAUGUUGGCCGCAUGGGCAUCGAGAUCCUCAGCUUUACCAUCAAGGAUGUGUAUGACAAAGUGGACUAUCUAAGCUCCCUGGGCAAGACACAGACUGCAGUAGUCCAGAGAGAUGCUGACAUUGGUGUGGCCGAGGCUGAGCGGGACGCAGGCAUCCGGGAAGCUGAGUGCAAGAAGGAGAUGUUGGAUGUGAAGUUCAUGGCAGACACAAAGAUUGCUGACUCCAAGCGAGCCUUUGAACUGCAAAAGUCAGCCUUCAGUGAGGAGGUCAACGUGAAGACUGCCGAGGCCCAGUUGGCCUAUGAACUUCAGGGUGCCCGAGAGCAGCAGAAGAUCCGGCAGGAAGAGAUUGAGAUUGAGGUCGUGCAGCGUAAGAAGCAGAUAGCUGUAGAGGCGCAGGAAAUCCUGCGCACUGACAAGGAACUCAUUGCCACAGUGCGCCGCCCUGCUGAGGCCGAGGCCCACCGCAUUCAGCAGAUUGCUGAGGGAGAAAAGGUGAAGCAAGUCCUCUUGGCACAAGCAGAGGCUGAGAAGAUCCGCAAAAUCGGGGAGGCAGAGGCAGCAGUAAUUGAGGCGAUGGGCAAGGCAGAGGCUGAACGGAUGAAGCUCAAGGCUGAGGCCUACCAGAAAUAUGGGGAUGCAGCCAAAAUGGCCUUGGUGCUGGAGGCCCUACCCCAGAUUGCUGCCAAAAUCGCUGCCCCCCUGACCAAAGUUGAUGAGAUUGUGGUCCUCAGUGGGGACAACAGUAAGGUGACAUCAGAAGUGAACCGGCUGCUGGCAGAGCUGCCUGCCUCUGUGCACGCCCUCACUGGUGUGGACCUCUCAAAGAUACCCCUGAUCAAGAAUGCCACCGGUGCACAGGUGUGAGGCUCUUGUAGACCCACACCCUUCCGCAGCUGCCCACCCCUCCUCCAGCACCCGUUUUAAUACCACAGGAACACCACAGGGACAACAGGAACGUUACUGACUCUGGUGCCUUAUUUUGUAGGGACCAGAAGUGCUGCGUGUUCAAGCCAUCUCUGACUGUCUUCCCUUUCUUGUCUGUCUACACUUCCUCUUCUCUACUCCAUGCCCUCACUUUCACUGCCACAUUCAUCUAAUUUGUCUUUUCUACUCUCAUCUCCCUGUGUGUCUCUUCUUCUAAUUGUCUUUUUCUCUCCCCCUUUCCUGCCACCCCCUGCAUACAUCAUGUAGUUAAAGUUGAAGAUACUGUUUAUUGUAAUCACUGUCUGUCUCUGCGGGGUGGCCCUGCUGCUCCUCAGAAUCCUGGUGCCUUGAAGUUCUUCAUAUAUCUAUCCUCCCUGUGGCCCUAGCCAGAGCCCAGCAUGGGUGCAGGGGUUCUGGGUAGAACAGCCACUCUCCCCUCUCCUCGUCUGGCUUCCCAGCCCUAAGCCCUGCUCCCAGGAAGCCCACAGCCCACCCACUCCUGCCCUUCCAGGCCAGAGUAUCCAUGGCCUGCAGGGCCUAGGGCCAUUGCCCAUCACUUCAUCCCUCCCCAGGCCCAGGCCUCCUCUCACAUCUCUUUCUCUUCCCCACUCCAGGGGCACAGGGGCAAGGCCUCCUGUCUAUAGCAGCUCCCUCAGUUUACUACUGCCUUAGGAGGCCCUGCUUGUGCUCAGGGAAGUCCCCCUCAUUGGCAUGUCCCUGCUAGGUGGGGUGGAUCUUGGUCCCAACUCUGCUAAGCCUUUCUGGGGUCGAGGUCUAGCCCUGUUGGGGACAGGAAAAUGUAUAAACCCUCUUCCUGCUAGUGCUGUGCUGUCCUGGGUAUGGGGCUCUUCCAGUGAGCAAGACUGUGCCAACCCUGUACAGAAUCAAUUGCUGUGUGACUGGCCAAACCCUAUUCCCCUUAUGCCAUCUUUCUUCCUGGCCAGAGUGAUGGGGUUCCAGCCAUGGGAAGCAGUUCAGUUCUCUCUCCUUGUGCCAAAGGAGGCAGAAGAGCCCGGGGCCCAAGCAUCCUAACACAGGUGCUGUGGGUAUCCCAUGGUCCUAGUCCCCACUCCUGGCCCUGCCCCAGCCUGUGUAGCUGUUCUGCAUGUGGAUGCUGCAUGUCUGGUCUGGGGCUUGGAUGUUGCACUGCCCCACUGCCUGUCUCCUCUGGUAAAAUAAAGAUCUCUUAUGCCC